CCUCAACAGCCAUUGCUCUCUCUGCUAGUAGACUCCGAUCCAUUAAUUAGCAUACCAUGGAGCAGCUCACGUACUACCUGUACCUCUUCUCGGCGCUCCUCCUCCCUCUCCUGCUUCUCAAGCUCACGAGGCGCGGCGACGACAGUGGCCUGAGGCUGCCGCCGGGCCCGUGGCGGCUGCCGGUCAUCGGCAGCCUCCACCACCUGCUCGGCAGCCCGCUGCCCCACCGCGCCAUGGCCGGCAUCGCGCGCCGGCUCGGCGCGCCGCUCAUCUACCUCCGGCUCGGGGAGGUCCCCGUGGUCGUGGCGUCGUCCCCGGACGCCGCGCGCGAGUUCAUGAAGACGCACGACGUCAGCUUCGCCACGCGCCCGUGGACGCCCACGAUGAGGGUCUUCGUGGAGGACGGGGAGGGCCUGGUGUUCGCGCGCUACGGCGCGCUGUGGCGGCAGCUCCGCAAGAUCAGCAUCCUGGAGCUGCUCAGCGCCCGCCGCGUCCACUCGUUCCGCGGCGUCCGGGAGGAGGAGGCCCGCCGCCUCGUGGCUGCCGUCGCCGCGGCCGGCGAGGGCGCCGCUGUCAACGUCAGCGAGCGGAUCGCCGUGCUCAUCACGGACACGGCGGUGCGCUCCAUGAUCGGCGACCGGUUCGAGAGGCGGGAGGAGUUCCUGGAGAACCUCGCGGAGGGGAUAAAGAUCACCUCCGGGUUCAACCUCUGCGACCUGUUCCCGUCGUCAAGGCUCGUCAGGCUUGUCAGUGGCACGGAACGCCGGGCGCAGGCAAAUCACCGCAGGAACUUCGAGCUCAUGGACUACGCCAUCAAGCAGCACGAGCAGCGGAGGGCGGCCAUGGUAGAAUCUGCAGAUGGCACCGUGGAAAAGGAGGACCUGGUGGACGUGCUCCUAAGGAUACAGAGGGAAGGUGGUCUCGAGGUGCCCCUCACCAUGGGAAUGAUCAAGGCCGUCAUCCUUGAUCUUUUCGGUGCCGGGAGCGAGACAUCGGCGAAUACACUCCAAUGGGCCAUGUCAGAGCUCGUAAGAAACCCAAACGUGAUGCAGAAGGCACAAGCCGAGGUGCGCGGAAAGCUUCAAGGCAAGCCAAUGGUGACCGAAGAUGACUUGGCCGACUUGAGGUACACGAAGCUCAUCAUCAAGGAGACCCUAAGGCUGCAUCCGGUGGUGCCGCUGCUCGUCCCAAGGGAGUGCCGGGAGCCAUGCAAGGUCAUGGGCUACGACGUCCCCAAGGGGACCACCGUGUUCGUGAACGUUUGGGCGAUCAACAGGGACCCCAGGUACUGGGACGACGCCGCGACGUUCAGGCCGGAGCGGUUCGAGGCUGGCACCGUCGACUUCAAGGGCACGGACUUCGAGUACACGCCGUUCGGGGCGGGGCGGAGGAUGUGCCCUGGCAUGGCGUUCGCGCAGGCGAGCAUGGAGCUCGUGCUCGCCGCGCUCCUGUACCACUUCGACUGGGAGCUGCCUGGUGGGAUGCCGCCGGACGAGUUGGACAUGGCGGAGGAGAUGGGCAUCACCGUCCGGAGGAAGCACGACCUUUACCUGCGUCCGGUUGUCCGUGUGCCACCACAUGUAACACCAUAGAUGUUCUAGAGAGUACAAUUCAUCACCCUCUCCGUGCUUUUCACGCUAAUUAAACUGCAGAGUGCGAGCUGGCUGUGACUUAACUAAGUACUUGCAACACGUUAUUUUGCUUUAA
Panicum hallii is the source of this 1707-nucleotide messenger RNA. RefSeq names its product premnaspirodiene oxygenase-like. The record is from RefSeq and is a predicted model, not a curated record. Bases 57 to 1592 code for a protein of 511 amino acids. The transcript is spliced from 2 exons. NCBI's taxonomy places the organism in Eukaryota, Viridiplantae, Streptophyta, Magnoliopsida, Poales, Poaceae. Gene Ontology annotation, molecular function: heme binding; iron ion binding; monooxygenase activity.